AUGUAGUGCUUAUAAUAAUUGGAUUUUCUAAACUCUGGAUAUUGUUAAUGGAAUAGAUCUUCAUGUGUACUUUAUACUACAAAUCAAGAUUGCUAUAAAAUUGAUGAAAUAAAAGCUUGUUAACCUAAUGGAAAAUAUUAAACCAUAUGCUGCCCUUUAAAUUUACUUAGUAUAUAUUAUAAGAAUGUAUGUAGAAUAACUACAAUUAUUGAAUAUAAUUUUAUUAGAUAUUCCAUUAAAAUGACAGGUUAUCCACAAUUUUUAAUUUCUAGUCUAAUUAUCGCAUAAUUGAAAAUUGCUUAACAAUAAAUUAAACUUCUUAUAUCAUGUCUUAACUAUCAAUAUUCAGAUUGCUCAUAAUAAGGAAUUAUAAGAUAUAUUAGAUUAAUAUCGUUUAUUAACAUUUCAAUCUAUAAUUAUUAUAAAUUUAAUUUACUUAGUUAUAGAGAAACUUUUUGUACAUCCCUUUUAUUUGGGAAAAAUGCUGAUUCCAAAUUUUGUAAAAUUUAAGAAAUGAUACAUAUACCAUAAAUAACGCUGAUAAAUAAAAUACUCUUAUUAAAUUCUGGAGUUAUAGUAUAAGGGUAUUAAUAGAAAAUGGUUUAAUAUAUUAAAAAUUAUUAAACGAACUAUUAUUUUAAAUUUUGCUUAGACUACUUUCUCAAGAUUGUAGAUUUCUCUAGAGGGAUAAAAUCACAUCACUUCAUUAAUAUUUGUUAAAUAUGA
This is a messenger RNA of Paramecium sonneborni, 726 nucleotides long. Lineage: Eukaryota; Ciliophora; Oligohymenophorea; Peniculida; Parameciidae. The record is from the annotation of a GenBank genome assembly.